Messenger RNA from Penicillium canariense, 1083 nucleotides. Its product is annotated as WD40 repeat domain-containing protein. Gene Ontology annotation, molecular function: ubiquitin binding. The transcript is spliced from 3 exons. NCBI's taxonomy places the organism in Eukaryota, Fungi, Ascomycota, Eurotiomycetes, Eurotiales, Aspergillaceae. Gene Ontology annotation, biological process: mitotic spindle assembly checkpoint signaling. Gene Ontology annotation, cellular component: mitotic checkpoint complex; bub1-bub3 complex; kinetochore. The record is from RefSeq and is a predicted model, not a curated record. The coding region runs from base 1 to 1083 and encodes 360 amino acids.
AUGUCGUCAAAUCAAUUCACUGUGGCGUCGCCGCCCACAGACGCCAUCUCCGCACUGCAGUUCUCGCCAGACCCCGACUCGACGCGGAUCGUCGUUUCGUCAUGGGACAAGAAUGUAUACCUAUACGAUCUCCGAGACGAGAACGGCGUUGUGGGCGAGGGCAAGCUGCUGCAGAAGUUUGAGCACCGCGCCCCGGUGCUGGAUGUAUGUUUCGGCGAGAAUGAAAACGAGAUCUAUACGGCAGGCUUGGAUUGGGAUGUGCGCAAGAUUGAUCUCAACACCUCGACUCAGACCGUCAUGAGCAGCCACGAAGCCGGCGUGCGUAACGUCGUUUACAGUCGCGAACACAGCAUCAUUAUCUCCGGCUCGUGGGACUCGACCCUUCACGUGCACCGCCCCGACGCCGGCACAAACACCCAAUCCAUUCCGGCCAUCAUCUCACUGCCCUCCAAACCCUUCUCCCUGUCUCUCACUGCCACUAAGUUGGUCGUGGCCAUGGCGUCGCGCGCACUGCACAUCUACGAUCUCAAGGCGCUCGCCCAGCUGACUGCGCAGGCGAACAGUGAGACCACCAAUGGAGGCAGAGUCGAGAUUGAACCGUGGCAACGGCGGGAGAGCAGCUUGAAGUUUAUGACGCGGGCUGUCGCAUGUAUGCCCGAUGACGCUGGGUACGCUUCGUCUAGCAUUGAGGGCCGUGUUGCGGUCGAGUGGUUUGACCCGUCUCCCGAGUCCCAGGCUCGGAAGUACGCUUUCAAGUGCCACCGUCAGACAGCCGAGGAUGGUGUCGACGUUGUCUACCCAGUCAAUGCGCUCGCGUUCCACCCCAUCCAUGGCACAUUUGCUUCUGGUGGCGGCGACGGCGUUGUUGCGCUAUGGGACGGAAUCUCCAAACGCCGCAUUCGCCAGUACCAGAAGUACCCCUCGAGCGUGGCUGCUCUUGGGUUCAGUGGUAAUGGGAAGUACCUGGCGAUUGCGAUCAGCCCUGGCUUUGAGGACGGCAAGGACGAUGUGCCGGAGGGCGUGGUUAAGAUUGUCGUGAAGGAGCUGGGCGAGACGGAAGCCAAGGGCAAAGGCGCAAAAUAG